Molecule: messenger RNA, 801 nt
Organism: Corylus avellana
Lineage: Eukaryota; Viridiplantae; Streptophyta; Magnoliopsida; Fagales; Betulaceae
Source: RefSeq, a predicted model, not a curated record
AUGGAGGAGUUUCGAUCAAUUUUAGAAGAAUGCCAUUUGAGUGAUAUGGGUUGUAUAGGAUCCAAAUAUACCUGGACGAAUGGACGGAGUGAUGGUACAUUCACAAAAGAACGAUUAGAUCGUGCUGUGGCUAAUAAGGAGUGGAGAAGUAUGUUUAAGGAGGUGGUUGUUCAUGUGUUAGCUGGUUGUACAUCUGAUCAUAAACCAUUAUUAAUUGAUUGUACAGAAUUUGGGGAGGAAAAAGUAAGAAGUAAGCAGGGAUUUAAAUUUGAGGCCAAGUGGAUGUUAGACGAAGAGUGUAGUACCAUUAUUCAUGAUGCUUGGGAAGGGAUUGGGUUAGUAGAAAAUCCGGUAAUCAAUGUAUAUUCUAAACUUGGGCGGUGCCAGGGAGAUUUGUCAAGGUGGAGUAGGUGUAAGUUUGGAAAUACUGAUGAGGAACUAAAAAAGAAAACAAAGAGGUUGGAAGAGCUGCAACGUGAUGAGGUUCUAGCGGAUAGGGAAGAAAUCACAAGACUCAAGGAGGAGAUUGAUUACAUUAUGGAGCAAGAAGACCACAAAUGGAAACAAAGGGCCAAGCAACAUUGGUUUAAGGAGGGAGAUCGACAUACGUCUUUUUUCCAUGCGUGGGCAAGCCAUAGAAGGAAGAUAAAUCAAAUACAAAAGAUCCAAGAUGAAGAGGGGAGGGAGUGGAAAAAGCCGGAAGAGAUUGCUAAAGCCUUUGUCAAUUUUUACGAAGGACUCUUCACAUCAGGUGGGACAAAUGGAGUUGCGGAGGUCCUGGAGUCCAUGGAGCCGAAGUGA